AUGGAAGCUUCUGGUUUCUUCCUUCCCCAGCUACCUGCAGGGAGUCUGCAGCUCACUCUCUACCAGUAUAAAACGUGUCCUUUCUGCAGCAAAGUCCGAGCCUUUCUUGAUUAUCAUGGACUGCCCUAUGAAAUUGUGGAAGUGAACCCGAUAAUGAGGAAAGAGAUAAAAUUCUCUUCCUACAGAAAGGUGCCUAUCCUGCUAGCCAAUGCUGGAAGCCCUCUGCAAUUGAAUGACUCUUCGGUGAUCAUCAGUGCAAUAAAGACCUAUCUCAUUUCCAAGAGGAAUAGCUUAGAAGAGAUUGUGUCCUUUUAUCCUCCUAUGAAAACUGUCACUGACCAAGGCAAGGAGGUAUUUGAGUAUGGGAAUAAAUACUGGCUCAUGCUGGAUGAGAAGGAGACAAAGCGAAUCUAUCCUGUCAAAGAAGUGAGAGUGGAAGAAAUGAAGUGGAGAAAAUGGGCAGACGAUUGGCUUGUUCACCUCAUCUCCCCCAAUGUUUACCGUACUCCCAGAGAAGCCUUGGCAUCUUUUGAUUACAUUGUCCGUGAGGGGAAGUUUGGCACCGUGGAAGGUUUCUUUGCCAAGUACAUGGGGGCUGUUGCCAUGUUCUUCAUUAGCAAGAGGCUGAAGAAAAGACAUCACCUUCAAGAUGAUGUCCGAGAAGACUUGUAUGAAGCAGUUAACGAAUGGGUAAAAGCUGUCGGCAAACAUCGACUGUUCAUGGGUGGAAACCAGCCAAACCUUGCUGACUUGGCAGUGUACGGGGUCCUCCGAGUCAUGGAAGGGCUGGAAGCCUUUGACGACAUGAUGGUUAACACCAAGAUUCAGCCUUGGUACCAGCGUAUGGAAGAAGUCAUUCAAAAAGCUGAAGUUGCAGUCUGAUGCCAGCUUCAGCUGCCUUCCUGAAGUACUUGCAUGAUUAAAAAAAAAACUUCAGAAGGAAUGGCAUUUAUUUUUUAAGAAUUGGAUGGACUGGUCACGCCUAAUGGACUGACAAGCAGGCACAGAGACUGUCCCGUUUAGAAUAUCAAGUGGCAGCGAGCAGAGGGAUCCAGCCGGGUGUAUUGUAUGAACGUUGUAUGUAGAAGGAUGGGGACAGGUAAAACGAAAGGAUCUUGAAUGCUGCUGGAAAGGAG
Molecule: messenger RNA, 1136 nt
Organism: Charadrius vociferus (killdeer)
Lineage: Eukaryota; Metazoa; Chordata; Aves; Charadriiformes; Charadriidae
Gene: PTGES2
Product: prostaglandin E synthase 2
Exons: 6
Coding region: 1-882 (293 amino acids)
Cellular component (GO): mitochondrion
Molecular function (GO): prostaglandin-E synthase activity
Source: RefSeq, a predicted model, not a curated record